Austrofundulus limnaeus is the source of this 2200-nucleotide messenger RNA. RefSeq names its product mucin-1. The record is from RefSeq and is a predicted model, not a curated record. Lineage: Eukaryota; Metazoa; Chordata; Actinopteri; Cyprinodontiformes; Rivulidae.
AGUCCCUGUCCAUCAGUCCCUGUCCAUCAGAGUCCCUGUCCAUCAGUCCCUGUCCUUCAGAGUCCCUGUCCAUCAUUGUCGCUGUCCAUCAUUGUCCCUGUCCAUCAGAGUCCCUGUCCAUCAGAGUCCUGUCCAUCAGCGUCCUAUUCAUCAGAGUCCCUGUCCAUCAGUCCCUGUCCAUCAGAGUCCCUGUCCAUCAGUCCCUGUCCAUCAGAGUCCUGUCCAUCAGCGUCCUAUUCAUCAGAGUCCCUGUCCAUCAGUCCCUGUCCAUCAGAGUCCCUGUCCAUCAGUCCCUGUCCAUCAGAGUCCUGUCCAUCAGCGUCCUGUCCAUCAGUCCCUGUCCAUCAGUGUCCCUGUCCAUCAGUCCCUGUCCAGAGUCCUGUCCAUCAGAGUCCCUGUCCAUCAGUCCCUGUCCAUCAGAGUCCCUGUCCAUCAGUGUCCCUGUCCAUCAGAGUCCCUAUCCAUCAGAGUCCCUGUCCAUCAGUGUCCCUGUCCAUCAGUCCCUGUCCAGAGUCCUGUCCAUCAGAGUCCCUGUCCAUCAGUCCCUGUCCAUCAGUCCCUGUCCACCUGUCCAUCAGUCCCUGUCCAUCAGAGUCCCUGUCCAUCAGUGUCCCUGUCCAUCAGUCCCUGUCCAGAGUCCUGUCCAUCAGAGUCCCUGUCCAUCAGUCCCUGUCCAUCAGAGUCCUGAUCAUCAGUCCCUGUCCAACAGAGUCCCUGUCCAUCAGAGUCCUGUCCAUCAGUCCCUGUCCAUCAGUCCCUGUCCAUCAGAGUCCCUGUCCAUCAGUGUCCCUGUCCAUCAGUGUCCCUGUCCAUCAGAGUCCCUGUCCAUCAGAGUCCCUGUCCAUCAGUCCCUGUCCAUCAGAGUCCUGUCCAUCAGAGUCCCUGUCCAUCAGUCCCUGUCCAGAGUCCUGUCCAUCAGAGUCCCUGUCCAUCAGUCCCUGUCCAGAGUCCUGUCCAUCAGAGUCCUGUCCAUCAGUGAAACCAGUCUUACAUCAUGAUGGAGUGAAAGGAUCAUAAAAGAAGCUCCGCCUCCAGAAGCCACACCCCACAACCUUAAACCUAAAACACCAAAAGUUGUAAAACUCAGAGAACCUGAAGCAACAAAAGAACAGCUAAAAACUAACCAASAGAAGCUGAACAGUAGCUAAAAGCUCGCUAAAGUUUCAAAUUAAGCUUCUGAUCCCAGACACCCUAAAGGAUCCAGAGCUGAUGGGUGGACCUGGUUCUCCUUUCAUCUCCUGACCCCCCACCCSUCCGGCUGAGGUCCAAACGGGGCCACAGAACCAUCGUCUGUUUAAUGAGCUUGGUUCCCAGGGACAGAAUAACUGGACUGUAAAUAUCAGCCGAAAGUUCAAAAACAGCCGAAAUCUUUUGUUGGAAAAACCAGAUUUAAUGAAUCAAUACUUUUAUUGGGUUUAUUAAAAACCAAUUAAAAUUUAACUUUAAUGUUGAAAAACAAACAUGAAGAAACUGAAUCAGACCAACAGUAACUCAGAUCAAACCCAACGAAUCAUUGACUUUAAACAAAGAGCUCCGGGACCAGGACUUGAACCCUGGACCUUCUUGCUGUGAGUCAGCAGURUGAACCGCUGAUCCACCGUGUUUCAUGUUUUAAACAUUCAUUUAAAUCAAUAACAGGUAAAAGKUCCUGAACGAUUGGAAACAAACGGUGAAAACUGAACCGGUUCUGAUCAAUAUUUGAUGAGUCAUCAGAUCCGAGAGGCACCAUGGAAACUUGGGUUCCUUCAAACCGGGACACGGACCAGGUGGUACGAUCCGAACCGCCUCUGCAGACGCAGCAAAAACACGUCUGGUUUGUUUUCAUCAGGAAUGACUGAAGCUAAAAGAGCUAAAGUUUAGCUGCCUGCGGCUCAUAUCAGCUGCUUCAGUUUCCUGACAGUAAAAUGUUUUUUAGAUUUAAAGGUCCAGAUCUCAGAAGAAUCCCUUAAAGAUGUUUGGGUCUAUGGACCCUUGGUUUGUGGUUUGUGGGGUCUCACAAACUGGGAUCUGGUCUCAAAAACUGGAAUCUGGUCUCAAAAACUAGACUCUGGUCGUCUCUGGUUUCAGAAACUGGACUCUGGUUGUCUCUGGUCUCAGAAAUUGGACUCUGGUUGUAACUGGUCUCGGAAACUGGACUCUGGUUGUCUCUGGUCUUGGAAACUGGACUCUGGUUGUCUCUGGUCUCAGAAACUGGACUCUG